AUGGCCGACCGCGACGAUAGAGAGAAGAAGGGAUUUUGGGGGAGUUUAUUACGCCACACGAGUCUGGCCCGAAAAUCUCCUAAACCGGCGAAGAAUUUCAGGAGGACAGGCGAUGGCCCGUCCCCGCCACGUAGAGCUCGCUUUUCGUCCCCCGACAACGAUGUCUUAUCACCCGGAACUGGUGCCGGCGGCGGACGUCGACCGCGCCGCCCAGCCAACAAGGACGGCGGGAGGGACAAGCACUUGUACCGGAACGACGGGCGCCACCACAACGCCAACGGUAACGGUGACGCCCCCCAACGCCCUCCACUUACCUCUUGGCCUCCCUCCAACAUGAGCAGCCAGGAGGUCCUCACUCUGGGCCAAGCCAUGGAUCUCAUAUCCAGCGGCGUUCCCGCACACAAGGGCCACAAGCGGGCUAUUCCUCAUGCUCCAGACCACUAUUAUGCUCUCUACACCACAUCCGCCGGCACACCGGGCGACGAAUCGGACGCCGUGAACCUGCAUGAUUCCAUGACCCAGUUCAUGACUAUGCGCAUCCAGGGCUCUGGGUCCGGCCGUUCCUCUGACAUGGCCACGUACCCAUGGGAUACUUUGGAACAACCCUCCUACGCUUUUUACUUUGGUCGUACUCCUGGCACUGUUACUCUGAACCAGUGGGCAUCCUGCGCCAGCCGCAUACCCCCGACCAUUGCCCUCCGUGACUCUGGUGCUGUCCCUCGCGACGUCGAUCUCCCCCGCAUCUUUGAGCGCCUGAAGGAACUCGAAUCCGCCCACGCCAUCGAGGACGAGUCCGAAGAACGAAUGUACCGCAGCCUCUACAAGCGCUUCCUUCGCGACCCGGAUCGUGCAGCGGGAAACCCGCACCGGACCCUGGAUCGCCAGAUCACCGACCUCAUCUUGGUUCUCUCGCGGCCUGGCUACUGGGUUGAUUUUUCCGAUCUACGGAAUCAAGUCGCUACCCGCUUCCUUUUCGACCGUGGUCGCGAAGCCGCCGAACGAUACCUGCGUUUCUGCCACCAGCUGCUCCUGAGUCUAGAACUGGAGAUCCGUAUCCAGGCGCGGGCCCACGGCGAGGCGGCCAAAGAGAAGCUCCUUAAUCAGCUGCCGCCAACCAUCCGUUGGGAUCUGGCCCUCGCUAAGCGCUGGCGCCAGAACAUCCGUGUCGAACGUUGGGGGAGGAUGCCCGAGGAUGUGCGGCUGCGAUACAAGUUGCGGAAGCGACAGAUGCGCAUGCUGAAACGGUUCGCUCAGGUGAUGAAGUGGCCCAACUUGGAACAGUUGGUGGAUGCAAUGAAUGAGCACGACGCCGAGGAUACUCUUGAUCUCGUCAGCUCGGACGCGUUCGCCUUUUUCAGCGGGCUCAUUCUGCCAGGGACGACCUUUCCCUUUCUCAUCAUGAACACUCUGAUCGACCUCGAUCCUGACGAGGCGACUGACGCUCUGGCCCUCAUGACCCACUUGAACCCGAACAGCGGCUUUCAACACCGAUCUUACACCUACUGGUCCGCGUCCUGCAUCGUGGGCAAGGUCCUCGCGCCUACCUGUCAUGCCCUUGCCGGUUGGAUCGGCCCGGCUCGCCCUUCACCGGAUUUGGGACGGUCCCAGAUUGUUCGUGUGCGUUGCCGUCGCGCCACGAAGCAACUUUUGACCCCCGAAGACGUUACGUCCAUGAGCGAGCGCAGCGAUCCACUGGGCCCUCCGUCGGAAAACUUCCCCGUGCAGGAGUAUAAGCUGGUAGAGCCUAAGCAUGCGGACAGCCUUCUCGCUGAUGGUGUGCGCAUCGAGGUGUUGAGCUUCAAACCGUCGGCAGGUUCUGGGGGACAAGAACGAAAUGUAGGCGGCGAUGCGAUUCGCGUCAACGAGCCACAGUGGUACGAAGCCUCCGUUCAAUUUGCCAUCGAUGGCGUUUCAUGGCCUCUGCGUCUCGCCUACGACGUAUCGUUCAUCUCCGCCUGGCCGUGCAAGGGCGGACCGCACCCGUUAUUUUUCGACUACGUUUUCGAGACGAUACGGGCUGACAACAUCGUUGCGGUCCGGAACUGGGGCGGCUUGUACUACGGCGGGAGCAGAAGGGCCAGUGUGCAGGCACCGGAAAGCGCGACUGGGCGGGGAGGAGGGAGCGCUUCUGGGACCGGCGUCAGUGGCCACGACGCUGAGAACGAGCCAGAAAAAGUUCUCGUCGUUGAGGCGUUCGGAGUGCCGGAUCAUGACGUUCUGGCGAGGGCGUGGUGCAGUCAUUGGGGGUUGUCUGCGGUCGUGGCGGACGUGUCCAAGACGUGCAUGGGAUGCGCUAUUCGAGAGGCGUACGCAGCUACCUUGACGGUGGUGAUACUCAUUGAUUCCUCUGCCGGAAAGGGAACUUCUGAGUGA
Molecule: messenger RNA, 2373 nt
Organism: Sodiomyces alkalinus F11
Lineage: Eukaryota; Fungi; Ascomycota; Sordariomycetes; Glomerellales; Plectosphaerellaceae
Exons: 3
Coding region: 1-2373 (790 amino acids)
Source: RefSeq, a predicted model, not a curated record